Mus musculus (house mouse) is the source of this 4666-nucleotide messenger RNA. RefSeq names its product calcium/calmodulin-dependent protein kinase II, beta (gene Camk2b). Gene Ontology annotation, cellular component: sarcoplasmic reticulum membrane; postsynapse; synapse. The transcript has 24 exons. Bases 1395 to 2915 code for a protein of 506 amino acids. The record is from RefSeq and is a predicted model, not a curated record. Gene Ontology annotation, biological process: G1/S transition of mitotic cell cycle; postsynaptic actin cytoskeleton organization; calcium ion transport. NCBI's taxonomy places the organism in Eukaryota, Metazoa, Chordata, Mammalia, Rodentia, Muridae. Gene Ontology annotation, molecular function: calcium/calmodulin-dependent protein kinase activity; protein kinase activity; protein serine kinase activity.
UCCCUCCUGCAGUCUAGGGGAGGUGGGCCUUUAGGGGAUAAGAGUCUGGGUUCACUGUUCAACUGCGGCAGCAGAAGAGUCAGCCCAUUGGCUUGUCCGUGCAGGGCGCGGGCCUAGAGGGUCAGACGCAGUGCGUGGGCACCGUGUGGUGCAGCCCAUGUGCUGGGAUAGGGCGCGAGCACGGGUGGGAUUGCAUGGUGCGGGCGCAGUGCGGGUGCCGGCGCGGGCGCGACGGGCAUGCGAGGGGAGCCGCGGUGCGGGUGCAGGGUGCGGGCGCAGUGCGCGUGCAGGCGCGGGCGCUAGUGCAGGUACAAGGCGCGGGUGCGGUGAGUGUGCGGGUGCAGGCGUGUGUACGGUGCGAGUGAGGCGCGUGCAAGGGGCGGCGGGCGGGGCGGGCGCGGCGGCGACAGCGGCGCCCGCGCCUCUGCGCGCGUAGGUGUGCGGCGCGCUCCUGGCGGGGACAGAGCGAGCAGAUCUCGCGUGCGCUCGCCGCCCGGCGCAGCCCAGCCCGGCCCCCGCCCGGCGCCGCGAGCCGAGGUGUCUCCCGCGCCCGCGCCCGUGUCGCCGCCGUGCCCGCGAGCGGGAGCCGGAGUCGCCGCCGCCCGAGCGCAGCCGAGCGCACGCCGAGCCCGAUCGCCACCGCCAUGGCCACCACGGUGACCUGCACCCGUUUCACCGACGAGUACCAGCUAUACGAGGAUAUUGGCAAGGGGGCUUUCUCUGUGGUCCGACGCUGUGUCAAGCUCUGUACCGGCCAUGAGUAUGCAGCCAAGAUCAUUAAUACCAAGAAGCUGUCGGCCAGAGAUCACCAGAAACUGGAGAGAGAAGCUCGGAUCUGCCGCCUGCUGAAGCAUUCCAACAUUGUACGCCUCCAUGACAGCAUCUCUGAAGAGGGCUUCCACUACCUGGUCUUCGAUCUGGUCACUGGUGGGGAGCUCUUUGAAGACAUCGUGGCAAGAGAGUACUACAGUGAAGCUGAUGCCAGUCACUGCAUCCAGCAGAUCCUGGAAGCUGUUCUCCAUUGUCACCAAAUGGGGGUCGUCCACAGAGACCUCAAGCCUGAGAACCUGCUUCUGGCCAGCAAAUGCAAAGGCGCCGCAGUGAAGCUGGCAGACUUCGGCCUGGCCAUCGAGGUUCAGGGAGACCAGCAGGCAUGGUUUGGAUUUGCGGGAACGCCAGGCUACCUGUCUCCCGAGGUCCUUCGGAAGGAGGCCUACGGCAAACCUGUGGACAUCUGGGCAUGUGGUCUGUGCCCAGAGCAAGUGGACACCAGGAUACAGGGACCAGGGGCUGUCAGACCACAGGGCAAGGUGGCUCCUUAGGUGGGCUCUUCUCUUUCUGGUGGGGAUACAGCAGAGGCGGCUGGCCAGGCUCCCUAGUGACAUAGGGUGGAGAUGGAGCAGGGAUCAGAGGCCGUUUGUGCCAUCCUUCCCAUGGUGGAGGGGCGCAAAGGGACACUGAGGACUGACCCUGGGGGCCCCAGGGCUAUGCUGCUCACCUCCCCAUCCACAGGGGUGAUCCUGUAUAUCCUGCUGGUGGGCUACCCACCUUUCUGGGAUGAGGACCAACACAAGCUGUACCAGCAGAUCAAGGCUGGGGCGUAUGAUUUCCCAUCCCCUGAGUGGGACACCGUUACUCCUGAAGCCAAAAACCUCAUCAACCAGAUGCUGACCAUCAACCCUGCCAAGCGCAUCACGGCCCAUGAGGCCCUGAAGCACCCAUGGGUCUGCCAACGUUCCACCGUGGCCUCUAUGAUGCACAGACAGGAGACUGUGGAAUGUCUGAAGAAGUUCAAUGCAAGGAGGAAGCUCAAGGGAGCCAUCCUCACCACUAUGCUGGCCACACGGAAUUUCUCAGUGGGCAGACAGACCACCGCUCCGGCCACAAUGUCCACCGCGGCCUCCGGCACCACCAUGGGGCUGGUGGAACAAGCAGCCAAGAGUUUACUCAACAAGAAAGCAGAUGGAGUCAAGCCCCAGACAAACAGCACCAAAAACAGCUCGGCCAUCACCAGCCCCAAAGGAUCUCUCCCUCCUGCUGCCCUGGAGCCUCAAACCACCGUUAUCCAUAACCCAGUGGACGGGAUUAAGGAAUCUUCCGACAGCACCAACACAACCAUAGAGGAUGAAGAUGCCAAAGCCCCCAGGGUCCCUGAUGUCCUGAGCUUGGUGAGGAGGGCCUCAGGAGCCCCCGAAGCCGAGGGCCCCCUCUCCUGCCAAUCUCCAGUUCCCAUUAGCCCCCUUCCAACCCCGUCCCCCAGGAUCUCUGACAUCCUGAACUCAGUGAGAAGGGGCUGUGGAACCCCAGAAGCCGAGGGACCCCUAUCAGUGGGGCCCCCACCCUGCUUGUCUCCGGGUCUCCUAGGCCCCCUGCCCACCCCGUCCCCCAGGAUCUCUGACAUCCUCAACUCAGUGAGGCGGGGCUCAGGGACCCCAGAAGCUGAGGGCCUCCCACCAGUGGGCCCCCCACCCUGCCCAUCUCCGACUCUCCCUGGCCCCUUGCCCACCCCAUCCCGGAAGCAGGAAAUCAUCAAGACCACAGAGCAGCUCAUUGAGGCCGUCAACAAUGGGGACUUUGAGGCCUAUGCGAAAAUCUGUGACCCAGGCCUGACCUCAUUUGAGCCUGAAGCUCUGGGCAACCUGGUCGAAGGGAUGGAUUUCCACAGAUUCUACUUUGAGAACCUGCUGGCCAAGAACAGCAAGCCGAUCCACACCACCAUCCUGAACCCGCACGUGCACGUCAUUGGCGAGGAUGCGGCAUGCAUCGCCUACAUCCGCCUCACACAGUACAUCGAUGGCCAGGGCAGACCCCGUACCAGCCAGUCCGAAGAGACCCGUGUGUGGCACCGCCGCGACGGCAAGUGGCAGAAUGUACAUUUCCACUGCUCGGGCGCUCCAGUGGCCCCGCUGCAGUGAGAGCUGCGCCUGGUUUCGCCGGACAGAGUUGGUGUUUGGAGCCCAGCCGCCCUCGGGCGCACGGCCUGCCUGUCGCAUGUUUGUGUCUGCCUCGUCCCCUCCCCUGGUGCCUGUGUCUGCAGAAAAACAAGACCAGAUGUGAUUUGUUUUUAAAAAUAAGAUGAUGACAACGACAACCACACGCAAACCAACAAACAAAAUUUUGGCAUCGGAUGAAAUGGAAAACAAGCAAACAAACAAAAACCUAAAGAAAGGAAAAAGCUGUAAAAAUCUGGCAUUUGUGGGGCCACCCCACCCCCAAGCUCCACUGUGUCUGUUGUGCUCCUGGCUUUGGGGACCCUCAGGGCGUGAAUGUGCCCAUGCCGACCGUGUUAGUCUGUAGGUACCGCACUCACCCCAUACCUUGGGCGUCUGCAUCCUCCCUCCCAUGCAUGGGCCCCACGUGCUAACCUGGCUGUUGUGGUGUCAGGUGUCUUGGGAAGGGCUGGGGGCUGCCUCCUUUCCUGCUAGUUGUGCCUGAGAGUUGCUGCUGCUCCUGCUUUCCCCUACCUGUCCCUUGUCCCGUCCUGUGAAGGGCUGGGAGGGUGCUCCUCUAGCCAAGGACCUACCUUUGCCCCAUGGAGUGUGUAGAAGCUUGUCCCCGAGGUCAUCAGAAAAGAACCUGGGCUCUCAGCCCCGGUUCUUUGGGGAGUGAGGUAUGGAGGUACGGAUCUUGCCUCCAGACCUCCUGCCUGGCAGGGGUUGGUUAAGAAGGCCUGCUGGCUGCAGUGCCUACCCAUGUAGCUAUGAAGAGAGGACUGGGCAGAGGAUGGCCUCCUUCCUGUUUGGGGUACUUGUCCCUUCCCUGCCACCAGCAGCUGAGCAACAGUGGCCCACCCCUGGCCUGGGAAGUUCCUCUCUGAAGUUGGCAGCAGACCCUAAUGAAGAUGGAGAACCUGAGAUACUGGACGGAUACUGGGAACAGGCCAGGCUGCGUCUAGGGUGUUUGUCCACUCAGCUUGGAGCCUGGGUGUUCGAGACUUGGUUAAAUGUUGCAGAAUGUGGUAAAGAGGGGCCAGAAGUUGGGUUCUAGACUUCUGGGCAAUGCAGGUCCAUACAAGUGUUUGAUGAAAUGGGAGUGCUUUCUUGACCUGGGCCUAGAGAAGAGCAUAUGCCACCUAGAGGCAUGUGGAAGGCCAAAAUUGGUUAGGGCUGUAUUGUGUGGGGCUCUUCCAGGUAGGCCAGAGACACAGCUUAGAGAGAAGGCAGGCUGGGGGCAGAGAUAUAUGGCUGUGGGGCCUGGAUACCAGUGGGUGGGUGGAGGGCCCAUCAGGACAGUGUGGCACCUCCAAGGGCCCAGUGGUGCUCCUAGGUGCCGGCUGCCUGGACUCGUUGUGGGUGGCCCUGGCCCUUGGUGACUGAGGGAAUCAUUAAGGCUGGACAUGUUACAAAGUCAGGCUAGGGAGAUAUAGGUCUGAAGCCGGGUUGGGUGGGGGUGGUCAGAGGCUUUGACUGCAGAGGUUCAUGGGCCUCCACCCCAACGCUGACCACUUUAAAUUCAUGUCAUUUUCAACCAGGAUUUUCUUUAUCUUUUACUACAAAUCAAGCCAAGGGAGGGGCACGAAGUGGGGAACGGGACACAGGAUCCUAAACUCCAAGGGGACUGUCCACCUACAGACACUCAGUGGAUACCACCUUUCAUCCACACUGUGCCCAGGACAGCUGUUCCCUACCCAUGGACACAGGGUAAACAUCUGCCACCCAUGGACACA